AUCAACUGGAAAUCUCACCUCCCAUUACGACACUUUUACGUAUCCCGAAAUUGCAAUUCCCACACUGAUUUCGUCUUUAUAAACUGCAACCUGGUGUCAUUCACAACAUUAAUCCUCAUCAUGUCUUCAAACUUCAUCCGCGCUACAAGAAUUGCUGCUUCGAUCCGCUCUACUGCCUUUACGCAAAGCCGCCGAAGCUUUUCCAUCACAUCUCGCAUCAUGGCUGCCCAGACCGUCGACUCGGAUUUCAUCUCUAAGAUCACCGCAGCUGAGAAGCUCAUCACCAACAAAGAUGACCCCGUCCAGGGUGGUCCUACCGCCCAAGCACAAUCGCACGCUGGCCAACAAUUGACCAGCCAAGUCAUCCACGACAUCACCAUGGGAGAACGCAAAAUCUCGGGGUCUGAGAAACCCAUCCAAGGAGGUCCCACCUCAAUCGCGCAAUCGAUCUUGACGCAGAUCUCCAAAUCCGCCAACAGUGCCUCCCAAGGCUCAUCGGCCUCGGGUGUCUUGGACAGCUCGACCAUCUCCAAAAUCACCGAGAAGGAGAAGGAGCUUACUGGCCAGGACGGGCCGGUACCAGGCGGUCCUACAGCUAAGGCGCAACAACAUGCAGGAGAAAACAUCUCGAGCCAGUCAUUGCACGACAUCACCGAAGGGGAGAAGAAGGUUACUGGCGGCGAAAGGGUGAAGGGUGGACCCACAGCAGCUGCACAGAGCGAACUGGGCAAGAGCCGUUCGUAGAAUCCUUGUUUUGUACUUGUAUAGUAUAGCUGUACGAUAUUGUAUGAUAGCAAAGUGAAGAAUGAUAGUACCCUGAUGACUUGUAUGAGGGCAUCAGUCGAUUGUAC
Molecule: messenger RNA, 851 nt
Organism: Periconia digitata
Lineage: Eukaryota; Fungi; Ascomycota; Dothideomycetes; Pleosporales; Periconiaceae
Source: the annotation of a GenBank genome assembly